UCCGUUUGCUGUACAGCGUAUCCUAACAUUUUCAAGCAACUGAAGCUAAUUCAAUAUGACAUAUUGAAUAUUUGAAAGGAGAAUAUGACGUUGAUAGUUUGUAUUGCUAUCCUCCUGGGUGGAUUUUUUUGUGCCACGGACGUCCACGGACAAUUUUGUUCUGAAGGAUCCUUGAGUCCACAUACCGGCUUUUGCUACCAUGUCCACAAAAAGAAUAAAGACAAAAUCGAGGAUGCUCGACUGGUAUGCCGAAACGACUACGGUGGAGAUGUACCAUCUAUCUUCACUGGCGAUGAAAACACAUUUAUUCACGACCUCCUAACCACCGAAGGAACUAAGAGUCAUUACUGGAUAGGCGUCAAUGAUCUUUAUGAAGAAGAUUUAUUUCGCGACUACAUGCUGAAUGAGGAACUGACCUACAACAACUGGGAAUCGGACGAACCAGAUAACGAAUCUGGCUUCGACUGUGCCAAGAUGCUGCGAGACGAUGGGAAAUGGGUAGCAUGCCCCUGUGACAAAGAUUCAGAUUUUGAAGAGGGGGUUAUUUGUCAGCAACCACCUGAUCCAAACCCAUUCACUCUUUGCCCUGUUAACAUGUUGCCAUACACGACCCAUUGGUACACCGAAUGCUACUGGUUUUCGAUGGACGAGCAUAGAGCACUGGAUGCCAGUUUGGAAUGUGCGGCCAUGGGGUCCAAAUUGGCCUUCAUAGAGGACCAAGCGCUGAAUGACUUCAUUCAUUCCUAUCAAGAAAGCUCGAAGUUGGACACGGUGUGGAUCGGAACACAACAGAUUUCAGACGGCGGCAGUGGACAGACUUACCUAUCGGUAGAGUUUGGCACGACGAUACCCGCGUAUUAUGACUACUUCACAUCGGAAUAUUCUGGGAGUGAGUCCCCUGUUUGCGCAGCCAUGAUAAGAACAGAAGCCGGCCAGUGGAAUCAUCUGUCAUGCGAUGAUGCAAAACAUGCUUACAUCUGCUGGUACAAUGCAACAGUAUAUCAUCAAAAUACUACGUCUGCGGUAACCCCGGUCGGAUCGAUAACCACAAUGGUCACUACAACAUCACCAACAACUAAUCCCAGUCCUACAAUAACAGAAGCUGCAACAACAGAAGCUACAACCAUUCCUACCACCAUUCCACCAACCACUCCAAGUCCUAACACAACAGACUUUACAAUUCCGUUGCCCAAUACAACUACGACUACUGCAAGUCCUACAACAACAGAACAGACAACAUCAGAAGCGACAAUAACUUUGCCCGCUACUACACCAACCACUACUCACAGCCCUACAACAACAGAAGGUUCAUCAUCAAUAGCGACAACAACUUUGCCCAUUACUUCACCAACCACUACUCACAGCCCUACAACAGCGGAAGGUACAACGAUUCUAUCCACCACCACUGCAAAUCCUACUACCAGCUCUUCCACAGUAGAGUCUACAACAACGUUGCCACCCAUCACACCAACAACAAAUGUCAUAACAUCACAAUCGGCUACAACAGAGAGCACUACCAGUCAAAGUACCACACAGGAGGGAUCUUCUUCUGUGGGGUCUACAACACCUGCCCCGACAACUACAGAACCCACACCAACUACGUCAGAAACAACACCAACAGUCGGAAUCUCUACAGGGGAAACAGGUAUGUAUAUAUUUCGGUAAGGCAAGUCUUGUGGUACAUGAUGUGUUUGUUGAACGUGUUGUAUGGUCUCUGUUGUCGUUUUUCUGUUGUAACCUAUCAAACUGUGGACAAUCGUAACGCGCACACGCGCUCCUGGUCAUUGCAAGGUAGGCGAUAACCCCGGUUCUUCUUUUUCUCCUUUUGUAAGACGCCCUGGCGAAACACCAGAGGCUGCGUUUUUAUUAUCAUUUUUUUUCCAGGGUGCUUACAGGUUGAUAGCGCAGUCUCCGGGAGGUUUCUUUAAUAUGGUUCCCGUUGGUUCUAGAAGUCAUACAUUCCAAUUCUCCUGCCUGUCUCGAGGUCUUGAAAGCGCUGCCUGAGCCUGCUGGAUCUCCUCUUCGUCGCGUCGCGUCGUCCAUUGCAAGAACGCCAUCUUCGUCAGUCACUCAGAGCAGGCCCCGAGAUGACCGAGCGCACUGGGAAUGACAUUAACAUAUGAAAUUCAGCUGUUCUAAAAGUUUUUUCCAAAGUUUAAAAAUAUAUUUUGCAUAAAUAGUCUGUCAAGUGUUAGUUUUACACUAUUUUGGUAGGUGAUGUUUGGUUUCAUGUAAAAUGAAUAAUUAACGCAUGUAAUUUGAUGUGAAUGCGAAAAAUCUUCGGUAUGUAAUUGUUUGUA
Messenger RNA from Strongylocentrotus purpuratus (purple sea urchin), 2300 nucleotides. RefSeq names its product A-agglutinin anchorage subunit-like. The transcript is spliced from 6 exons. Bases 85 to 1665 code for a protein of 526 amino acids. NCBI's taxonomy places the organism in Eukaryota, Metazoa, Echinodermata, Echinoidea, Camarodonta, Strongylocentrotidae. The record is from RefSeq and is a predicted model, not a curated record.